AUGGAUGCGGCGAGGAAAGUAGCCGCGGCGAGGAAAGGAGGAGCUGCGGCUCAAUCUGCUGCUGACAGGUCCCGCGGAGGAGGAGGAGGCGGUGGAGCGGCAUCUUUGAAUCCUGACAGCAACAACAACCAGGCCCGGUCUCUCUCGCCGUACCACGGCGGAUACAGGGCCUUCCCCGCCUCUCUCGAUGCUCUCGCCGUUACCGAUCCCCCGCCAGCUCUUCCUGUGGUGUCGAAGUUCGCGGCUUCUGGGCAGGGUGGCCCUCCCCCGUCCAGGGCUGCUUCCCUAGCGGCGGCGGCGGCCGCGGCAGAAGCAGCGGCCAAGGCGUCUUCCUCGGCGAGAUCCAUCGCCGCACACGGCGGCGGUGCCGCCGCCCCCGCCCCCGCCGCCGUGUCUUCUUCUCUGCGCCGGGGCGGCGGCGCUGAGCCUCCGGCCUUCAUGUCGGUGCCGUACGCGCUCCUGCGGCCGCAGCCCGCCCCGUUCUCCGCCCCUCGGCCGGCGGCGCUGUCCGCCGGAUACCAGGGUGGCGGCGGCAGCGGGGUAGAAGCGGGCCCGACACGAGCGGCAGCACAUGCAGCGGCGGCUGCGGCUGCGGCUGCGGCUGCGGCGACGGCGGCGGCGACAUCGGGGGUGAGGACGGGCUACAGCGGCGCCGCCAACGGGGCGACGGAGGCGAACGGACGUGGCGCACGCCUCCCGGCAAGAGGAACACCAACGGGCCUCCAACUCAGAGUCCGGCCCGGUGCUGCGCCUGUCGUCGCCCCUAGCGCCUCCGCCGCCACCGUGCCGAGGGCGAGCGGCGGCAGGGGCAAGGGGAAAGAGAGCAGGGCGCGGGCCGCAGGGGCCGCCGGUGGGAGGAAGGGGACUGGAGGCGCGUUGGCCUCGGACGCACGGGGGGGGUGGCCGGGUGUCGGGUCCGGUGAGCAAGGCACGGCCGCCGACGACGACCGCACGGUCGUUGUCGGCGGCGGUAGCGGUAGCAAGAGGCGACGGACCGACCUGGUGGCGAACGGUUCCGUCGUUCAGGGCGGGACCGUGCAGAUGGCGUUCGAGGGUGGCUGCUACGGGUCCGUUCAGAUCCACAACAAGCGGUACCUGGCGGUUAUGCUUGAGGCAGACGAGGUGGCGGCCGGUGGGGCGGCGAUGGCCCUCUGCGGAGGCCAGAGGACGAGGAGCCCCGGGCUCAUGGACAUCCUCAACCUCAGGCAGGCCCAGGGCCUGAUGCCCAACUUUGACUCGAUCAACCUCAGAGUGUGCCCGAUAUCCUCCACCGCCAGCCUCCUGGCGGGCGCGUCGCCCUCGGUGCCGCCGCGCCAGCAGCAGCUGCUGCAGCAGCAGCAACUCCAACGGGCACGAGGGUCGGGGCUUGGUGGUGCGCUCGAGCUGCAGAAAUUGGGCAUAGAAGUUAUAGUGGGGGAGGCGAGGCAGAGGGUCGGUGGCCGCUGCUACACGAAGCGCUGGAUCUCGAGCGGGGUCAAGCCCCCGGAACGCCCGCCGCCGCCCCCGCCAUCGACGAAGGGCCCGCGGGUUGCUCGGAGGGAGGCAGCGGCGGCGGCGGCGGCGGAAAAGGCGGCGAUGGAAAAAGCAGCGGCGGCGGAAAAAGCGGCGGCGGGGGGAACGGCGGCGGGGGGAAAAGAAGCGACGGGGGGAAAGGCGGCGGCGGAAAAAGAGUCGGCGGCGGAAAAGGUGGCGGAAAAGGUGCCGGAAACGGGGGGACGAGAGCUGACCGCUGGCGCUACCAGCACUCCACCAGCACCUGGCUCUGCUGCCGCCGCUGCCGCCGCCACCACCGCUCCAGACUCCGAGAAGAACGGCGCAGCGGCCGAAGGGGGCUCCGCCGCUGCCACUGGCCCCCCACCCCCCGCUCCCAGGACGGCGCCGUCCACUUCCGCUGCAGAGGCCGCCCUCGCCGAAACCGAGCCCACACCGGGCACUGGUGCGUCGGGGGCGGGGGCUACGUCAGAUGCAGGCGGGGCCGGGGGCGAUGCGGGGAAGGGAGGGUCUCAGGGAGGCGAGGACGGCCGUAGCGAUGAUGACAGUGACGACGAGUUCGCCAUCGACAAGCCGUCCGCGCCGCCGCGACCGGGGGCCGCCGCGCCGGGGGCGGGGGCGGAUGCCGUCGCGCCCGCCGGCAAGGGUUCCGCGGCAGGGAAGGAGGCCGCGGCGGCUACUCCCGUGCCUGCGGCUGGUGCUGCUGCUGCUGCUGCUGGUGAUAGCGUCGGCGAAGAGAAGGAGGGGGAGAAGGAGAAGGAGGGGGAGAAAGAGAAGGAGGGGGAGAAAGAGAAGGAGAAGGAGAAAGAGAAGGAGAAGGAGCUAGUCACGCCCAUGCAGGAGGACGACGAGGAGAUUGAGGUGUUGGAGGUUGUGAACCCGACCAAGAAGUUCGUUCCGGACAAGAUGGUGAGCGUCGACAUGGGCGCGGCCUGGAUCCACGGCACGACCAAGAACCCGAUCACGGCGCUGUGCGAGAAGUUCUCGCUCGGUCUCUUCAACACUGGCAGCCCGACCGUCAUGGUCGAUCACGACGGCCGAGUCGUGAACGAAGCUUACGGGAAGUGCAUGGACGCGACGUUCAACAAGCUCCUCGACCGCGUCGCGGAGAUGGGCCACAAGCGCGCGGAGGCGGAGCUACACGCGGCCAGGCGCAAGUCGCGGCAGGCCGCCGCCGACGCCGCCCGGCUGGCCACGGCGGCGGCGGCGGCUGACUCGGAAGCAGCGGAGGCGGCGGAGGCGCUGCCCAGCAUCAACGCCCUUGCGGAGGCGAGGACGACGGAAGCGGCACCGGAGGCCGUGGCGGCGGCCGUGGCGGCGGCGGAGGCGGAGAAGGAGGCCCCGGCACCAGCUGGAGGAGGAGGAGCGGCGGGGGGGGCGGCGACAUCACCCGCAGCAGCGGCAACGACGGGGACAGAGGAAAAGCAGGGAGAAGAUGAAAAAGGGGCGAAGGUGUCGAAGGUGGUCCCGGGUCCGGAGGCAUCAGGAUCGAGCGGCGCUACCACCAUCGCCGCGGCCGCUACGGAGUCAGGAGGAUCGAGCGGCAGUUCUGCCACCACAACCACCACCACCAUCUCGGCUCAGGAGGCAGGAAGCACUACCACCGCGGCCACCACGGCCACCACCACCACCACCACCACCACGGCUGACAACAACGCCACCACCACCACCACCGCCGCCGCCGCUACCGCUACCGCCGCCACCAACAGCGCAGAACCGGCGUCCUCGCCGACACCAGAGGCGUCGCCGUCGCCGUCGCCGGCGGCGGAGGCGGCAGAGGCGGCGGCGGCCAACGAAGCGGAAGAGGCAGCGUUGGUCGAGAAGGCGAAGGCGACCGCGGAGAGGGCGCGGGAGGCGAGGGCGGCGGCGAAGAAGGCUGCUGAGGAGGCGACGGAGGCAGCGGUGGCGGAGCGGGGACCCUUCGGGCUCUGGCUGUCGGUGGGGAAGACCUUCCGCGAGGCGAUGGACGUCGAGAGAGCGGCUGCGGCGGGGGUGGCGGCGGGGACGGAUGCUGCUGACGGUGGUGCGGAUGGCGCGGCGCAGAGGCCGGCGGUGAAAGGGGCGCCGGUGCCGAUCCGCGACCUGGGGCGGGAAGGGGAGCGGAUCUUGCAGUGGCACGUGUCGAACGUGGAGUACAGCACCGGGGCCACGAGCCUGGACGACCUGAGCCUGCGUCACUGGGAGGCGGACGGGGGGGAUGAAUUCGACGGGCCUCACAGCCUCAUCAGGCGGCAAGACCCACCCGUUCAACCAUGUCAUGUUCCGGAAAGAGUCGUUCGCGGGAGCGUGGGGGCGGGACCCUGCCCCAGCGGCAGCGGCGGGCGGCGGCGGCGGGGGCGGCGGCGGGGGCGGCGGCGGCAGCAGUUCUUCCGCUCACGGGCGGCAGGCGGCGGCGGCGGCGGCGGCGGGAGAGAAGGCGAUGGACCCACCUCCGCGCCGGCGCCGGCGCCGGCGCCGGCGAAGACGGGGGCGGCAGCAUCAACGGCGUCAAGAGGCCCUGCUGGAGCCGGCAUCGACAGUCGGGAUUCGGCUGGCCACGACAGAGAUAGAGGAGGCACCAACCAAGCCUCAGGCAGCGGCAGCAAUGGUGGUGUGAGCCGCAGUGCUAGCGCCCCAGCCCCAGCCCCAUCCCCCGCCCUCGGGCUGGUCGGCGCCUUGGCUGACCUAGCGGCGGGGUACACGUCCACCGCCGCCCCCGCCGCGGCCUCGAGAAAGCGCCCGCGUUCCCCCAAUAGCGGCAGCGGCAGCGGCAGCGACGGCGGCGGCGCCAGCGGGGACUCGGGAUCUUCUGGCGGGGGCGGCGGGAGGGGAGCCGCGGCGACGGCGGGCGGCGGCCCGACUAGACCUGGAGCGGUGACCGGGGCGGGGGCGUCGCCGGCCUCCUCCUCCUCUCCCAGCGGUUUCUGCUGCCGGGUUACCGCGUCAGACGGGAAGGUGGUGGAGGGAGAUGCCGUGGUGGUGACUGUCCCCCUCGGGGUGCUCAAGGCCAGGGUUGUCGACUUCGUGCCGUCCCUCCCGGACAGCAAGGUGGAUGCGAUAUCGUCCCUGGGGUAUGGCUGCCUCAACAAGGUUGUCCUAGAAUUCCCGAGGGCUUUCUGGCUUGUCAAGAUGGGUUCCCGGCGACUUCUAGCCCACGUCUCCGAAACACCGGGCGACUUCUAUCUGUUCCUGGACUUGACCAAUAUGUGCGGCCGGCCGGUGCUAGUCGCGCUCGUCCCGGGAGAGCAGGCGUUUCGCGCGGAGAGGGAAUCCGCGGGUGAAACGGCCGGGCGGUGCCUGACGGUAUUGCGCCGCAUUUUCCCGGAGGUGACAGUCCCGGCGCCCCUGCACGCGGCGGCUUCUCGGUGGGGUUCAGACAAGUGGGCAAGAGGCAGUUACAGCUUUGUUCGCGUCGGAUCGUCGUCAGAGGACAUGAGGGUGCUAGGGCGCCCGGUCGGGCAGAGCCUUCACUUCGCCGGGGAGGCGACGAGCGUGAGGUACCCGGCCACCGUCCACGGUGCCUGGUUAUCUGGGGUCCGCGAGGCCAAGAUGAUCUAUCGGAAGGACGAGGUGGAGGAGGAGGAGGACGACGGCGGCGACGAGGAGGGGGAGGCGGCGGCGGCGGAGACGGAGGAGAACGGAGGGGCGACGGAGGAACCUAAGGAGGACGGGACCUUUUGCCACAUGUGCAGGAGGGGAAAGUCGGACCCCUUCGUGGCUAAGGAAGGCCGCAUCAUCGGACCUUUCCGGGGGGUGAUCGUGAGGGGGCAGCCGCGCCAGCUGUGGGUGCACAGGAAGUGCGCGGAAUACAGCCCCGAGGUGGAGGAGGUUGACGGAGAGCUCGAGAACGUGGCCAAGGCCAUCAGGCGGGGCGCCUCGCUCAAGUGCUUCGCCUGCGGCAAGAAGGGGGCCACCGUGGGGUGCUUCAACGGCCGGUGCAGGACUGUGUACCACGUGCCGUGCGCGAGAUCGCACGCCGGGUGGGACUUCGAGAAGGCCGACAGAGGGAAGGAGUUCUACUGCCUCAUGCACCAGGAGGGCAAGAGCGAGGCCGAGAUCGCAGCGGCAAAGGAAAUGUACGACCGCCUGAAGGUCGUAGGUAGAAAGAGACCCCGCUCCAAGGCCAAGCCCCGCUUCCACGGCGCCGGCAAGGGUAAGGUCAAGGGGGACGCGGGCGGGACCGGCACGGGGAUCAACAGCGGAGUCGCGAGGAGGGAAGGCGGCGCAGUCGACGAGGAGGAGGAGGAGGAGGACCAGGAGGAGGACCAGGAGGAAGAGGAGGAGGGGGGCGCGGCGGCUGCUGCUGCUGCUGCUGUCGUGAACUCCGAUCCGAUGGAUGUGGACGACGGCGGCGCAGGGGAACCCGCAGAGCGGGACGGCAAGAGUAGCCCACAAGACGGCGCCGGCGCGAGUGACGCGGCGGCGGCGGCGGCGGCAGCGGGUGCCGCUGCUGCGUCGAAGAACGCAGGAGGGCAACACGGGCCCUCGGCAGUUCCUCGGUAG
Ectocarpus siliculosus is the source of this 5973-nucleotide messenger RNA. The record is from the annotation of a GenBank genome assembly. Lineage: Eukaryota; Phaeophyceae; Ectocarpales; Ectocarpaceae.